Molecule: messenger RNA, 1722 nt
Organism: Cutaneotrichosporon cavernicola
Lineage: Eukaryota; Fungi; Basidiomycota; Tremellomycetes; Trichosporonales; Trichosporonaceae
Gene: MRH4
Exons: 1
Coding region: 1-1722 (573 amino acids)
Molecular function (GO): nucleic acid binding; ATP binding
Source: RefSeq, a predicted model, not a curated record
AUGCUGGCCGCGUACUCUGUCGCGCGCGUUGUGCCGCCUCUCGCGCGAGUACUCAGCCCCGCCAUUGCGGGCUUUACUUCAUCCGCCAUCAGUGCCGCCAGUGGCGCGCCGGGUCAACCGCGCAGACGCGUGCGUCCAGACGUGCGUUUCGACGUCCCGAAGGCCUCGAAGCGAUGGGACAACCGCGGGCUGGACCGCGCAACCGCUCCAGCCGGACAGACGACAUCACGCCGUCUCGCAGAGGUACUUCGCGCACCCCCUUCGUCACCCUCGAGCGUCAUCGCCAAACCUACACCCUCGAGCGUCGCCAAACCUACACCCAUGCUCAGUGCGCGGACACAUAAGAAUCUGGUCGAUUCCCAACCAAAGCCAUUCACGUCGUUCAAGAUCCAUCCAGGACUGCAACAGGCAUUGGAAGAGGCGCUUCCUAAUGGAAAGACAACGCCAAUUCAGACUCUCGCCCUGUCCAACCUACUGGCCAAACCACACAAGUUGAGGGCAUUGCUCGGCGCAGAGACGGGGAGCGGAAAGACGUUGGCAUACCUCGUCCCAUUGAUGCACCAUCUCAAACGUACAGAUGUCGGCCCUCCACCAGCAGAAUACGACAAGAUCUCAGUGACGGCUCGCGCACUCGUUCUGGGUCCAACGCACGAACUCACACGGCAAAGUACCUCGGUCGCAAAACAUCUCAGUCGUUCAGCCAAACUUCGCGUCAUUGGCACAAGUUGGAAUGGCCCUAUGUACGGAUACGCCGACGUGUUGCUCGCAACAGGGCGUGGCGCAACAUCUCUCCUUGGCCUGCCGUACGAGGCUAGAGAUCGGCCUGGCCGCCCUAGGCCCACAAAAGAGACCAACGACACCAAACCGAAAACGUUUAGGGAGUAUCUCAAUCUCGGCGACACAGAAUGGCUCGUUAUCGACGAGGCAGACGUCCUCCUCGGUCCGGACUUUAUCAACGAGACUUCUCGUGUCGUCAAGCGUGUCCUGGCCGCAUCUCCAAAUGUCAAUGUGCUUCUCGUGACGGCCACGCUCCCUCCGUCGCUUGUCCGCGUGCUCGAGGGCGACCUCUUCGGCGGCGAGUUUACCCAUCUCCUCUCCCCCGGUCUCCACCGUCUCCCCAAACAACUCGAUACCCGCUUUGUCCCAUGGUCCGGCGGCGGUAACCGCGUCUCGGAUAUUGUGCAUGAGGUCAAACGUGGCUUUGCAGAGGACGCACUCGAUGCCAAGCUCUCAGGCAACGAGGGCAAGCCGCGCGCAGUCGUGUUCUGCAGCUCGGUCGGACAGGUCAAGGCCAUCACCACUGCACUGGAGGAAAAGGCCGUCGCUGCACUUGCGUGGACUGGCGACUCGCCUGAGCGUGUACGCGGACGCGAUGGACCACUGGAAGCGUUCCUCGCCCGUGGCCAGGCAACAGACCCAAAGGGCCCACGCGUGCUCGUAACCACUUCGCUCCUCUCUCGUGGCCUAGACUUUUCCGCCGACGUAACCACCAUCUACCUCGUCGAUCCGCCGCGCGACGUCCUCGACUUUGUGCACCGCGCCGGACGGGCGGGACGAGCUGGACGCCAUGGUCGGGUCGUCGUGUUCGGCGUCAAUGGUGCCAACGAGCUCAAGUACGGCAAGGAGAUCAAGAGCGUACUUGGCAAGGUCGAGCGGCGCCAGGCUGUCAAGCCAGGCGGCCGCACGUGGUCCGGCAAGGAUAAGGAGCGCAGUCGCAAGUAG